This is a messenger RNA of Gorilla gorilla gorilla (western lowland gorilla), 4263 nucleotides long. RefSeq names its product RAD51 paralog B (gene RAD51B). Gene Ontology annotation, molecular function: ATP hydrolysis activity; ATP-dependent DNA damage sensor activity; double-stranded DNA binding. The coding region runs from base 79 to 1230 and encodes 383 amino acids. The record is from RefSeq and is a predicted model, not a curated record. Lineage: Eukaryota; Metazoa; Chordata; Mammalia; Primates; Hominidae. The transcript has 11 exons. Gene Ontology annotation, cellular component: replication fork; Rad51B-Rad51C-Rad51D-XRCC2 complex. Gene Ontology annotation, biological process: double-strand break repair via homologous recombination.
UGUUGCUUUGCGGCGUUUUCCGCGGGGAAACUGUGUAAAGGGUGGGGAAACUUGAAAGUUGGAUGCUGCAGACCCGGCAUGGGUAGCAAGAAACUAAAACGAGUGGGUUUAUCACAAGAGCUGUGUGACCGUCUGAGUAGACAUCAGAUCCUUACCUGUCAGGACUUUUUAUGUCUUUCCCCACUGGAGCUUAUGAAGGUGACUGGUCUGAGUCAUCGAGGUGUCCAUGAACUUCUAUGUAUGGUCAGCAGGGCCUGUGCCCCAAAGAUGCAAACGGCUUAUGGGAUAAAAGCACAAAGGUCUGCUGAUUUCUCACCAGCAUUCUUAUCUACUACCCUUUCUGCUUUGGACGAAGCCCUGCAUGGUGGUGUGGCUUGUGGAUCCCUCACAGAGAUUACAGGUCCACCAGGUUGUGGAAAAACUCAGUUUUGUAUAAUGAUGAGCAUUUUGGCUACAUUACCCACCAACAUGGGAGGAUUAGAAGGAGCUGUGGUGUACAUUGACACAGAGUCUGCAUUUAGUGCUGAAAGACUGGUUGAGAUAGCAGAAUCCCGUUUUCCCAGAUAUUUUAACACUGAAGAAAAGUUACUUUUGACAAGUAGUAAAGUUCAUCUUUAUCGGGAACUCACCUGUGAUGAAGUUCUACAAAGGAUUGAAUCUUUGGAAGAAGAAAUUAUCUCAAAAGGAAUUAAACUUGUGAUUCUUGACUCUGUUGCUUCUGUGGUCAGAAAGGAGUUUGAUGCACAACUUCAAGGCAAUCUCAAAGAAAGAAACAAGUUCUUGGCAAGAGAGGCAUCCUCCUUGAAGUAUUUGGCUGAGGAGUUUUCAAUCCCAGUUAUCUUGACGAAUCAGAUUACAACCCAUCUGAGUGGAGCCCUGGCUUCUCAGGCAGACCUGGUGUCUCCAGCUGAUGAUUUGUCCCUGUCUGAAGGCACUUCUGGAUCCAGCUGUGUGAUAGCCGCACUAGGAAAUACCUGGAGUCACAGUGUGAAUACCCGGCUGAUCCUCCAGUACCUUGAUUCAGAGAGAAGACAGAUUCUUAUUGCCAAGUCCCCUCUGGCUCCCUUCACCUCAUUUGUCUACACCAUCAAGGAGGAAGGCCUGGUUCUUCAAGAGACAUUUUGCUCUGUCACCCAAGCUGAACUGAACUGGGCUCCAGCAAUCCUCCCACCUCAGCCUCCUGAGCAGCUAGGACUACAGGUGUGCCACCAUACCCAGCUAAUUUUUUAAUUUUUUGUAGAGGUGGGGUCUCAUUACGUUGCCCAAGCUGAUCUCAAACUCCUGGCUUCAAGAGAUCCUCCCACCUCAGCCUCCCAAAGCGCUAGGAUUACAGAUAUGAGACUUUGCCAUUCCAAUGAGAAUUUUGUCCUUAGCAAUCUCAUCCAAUGGCCGCUGGAGAUGUGUGUAGGGCCACAAGAAUGAGAAAGGGGGCAAUGGAGUGACAGGUGACCUGCUCAGGUGCCCCUCCCCAGACCAAAUGUCCCAGGCACACAGCCCAUGCCCUCCACCAUGGAGUACAUUUUCUCCCUGGCUUGCUGCUGAGCUAAAGGACCAGGGAUGUGGAAACAGGAGGUGAACUAAGGCACCCCGCCACCCACUGUGGCAGCUUGAGUUUCUUGAGGCUGAGACAAACUAGGAUCCAGUAGCCUAGAUUUUGCCCCAGUUUCUCCACUGAGUAUUUACUCAGUGCUCCUGAGCCGAUGCCUUCCCCUCUGCCUAGAUGAACCACAGCAUUUUGGUAAAUGCCUCAGCAUGUUAGGAGCGCUGGAACGUUUAUUCUCUUCCCUCCCAAUUAUCCACUCUAAUGGAGCAGAACACUUACAUGGAAAAUCCUAAACAUGGAAGAUGAUUUAAAAAUGAUUCACCCUGGAGUACAUGCUUCCAGUUGCUUCUACAUGUUUACCUUGCUAAAGGCAUUUCGCUUCCUUUGCUGUUACAAUAAGCUUGCCUGCCUUGAAGAAAAGAAGGCCACGGCCAAAGGGAAAUCAGUCAAGGGAGCCUGUUUUGUCUGAAAUAAUGCAUCUAUGAACAAAUGAAUUGAGUAUAACUGUCUUUUUACAUCAGUGUUUCUGUGGAAUUAAGAGAACAUCCAAGGCCACUCCUAGCUUGAGUAGAUUAAAUUUGUCCUUGUGUUUGGAGCAAGGGUUGUGAAGUCUGUCUGGCCCAUCAAAUGACCAAUGGCUUUUAAGGAAGGACUAAGUGACUUAUGACCAGAACAAGGGAGCAGCCUGAGUCAGUCUCCCCAAUGUCUACAUCGUGUUAUUUAUACUAGCAAAAAAAUAGACACAACCUAAAUGUUCGACCAUAUGGUAUUAGUUAAAUUAACAUCUAUAUGAUGGAAUACUAGAUAGUCAUUAAAAUUAUGUGCCAGAAGAAGGCUUAAUCUCAUGGGAAAGUGUUCACACCAUAUUAUUAAAGAGAAAAAACAGAUUAUAAAGCAAUAUGCAUACAAUGUAGUAGUUCUGUAAGAAAAAAGUAUUAUGUGCAUUUUAACUGGAAAAAUAAUGUAUAAAAAUGUUAACAGUGCAAUCUCUGGGCAAUAAGAUUAUACUUGACUUUUAUUUCUUUUUCGGAAUUGUCUUUUUUUUUUUUUUUCAAGUUUCCUCCCAUUAACAUGCAUGUUCCCAAAUCAGGGGAAAAAUACAUUAAGAAAAAAAGAUUAUCUGAGAGACCAGCAGAUGUGUUUCCUGUUUCUUAUCCCAUGUCUAUUCUCCAUUUUAUAUUGGAGAUUCAAAUUCUUCAGCCCUUUCCACAACAGAUACUUCUGGGGCAAGAGGCACAGAAUAUCUGAUAUCCUAAACAACAUCACCAGGGUGAAUUUCUCACUGACAGUAACAGCUUUGGAAAGGUUUUGUUUCUACCUGGCACUGGGAAUUAAUCGUACCCAAACUUUUUUUUUUCUAAUCAGUAAUGAGCAUCUCCAAGGGGUCCUAGAAGGGUUCCAGGGGUUCAUGGAGGACAAUUAUAAACCUUGACAGCUGCUCGGUGGGUUUUCAACCAUGGGGGUGAUUCAUCCCUUCUCGUAAGCCUUUUCAUAGCACCCUACGCUCAGAGUUUUGAAAAUGUGACAAGAAAGAAAGGGGCUGGGGAGAACAAUGGCCCUUCUCCUUUUAUGGAAGGAUGAUGAAGGGAAUUGGGAAGAACAAAACUAAGGGACUAAGACAAUUCAGCUUUUUUUGUCUGGCUCAUAGGACCGUGUUCCCCAUAGAGUAAUGCCCAAUGAGUGGAGGAAGGGAGUAAUAAAUGAGUUCAUAGAAGGAAACAGCUGGGCUGCUGUAAAAGCUCCUGCAAAACAGAUAGGCCUGGCACAUGCCAUUUCUGUCACAGGUUUUAAAGAACCUAUCUAGCUUUCAGCUACUCCUCAUCACCACCUCCUACAGAAGCAGAGUCAAGAUCAUGUCUCUUCCCAUCGUAAGGAAACAGCACUGUGAAUGUUCCAGCUGUCCUGAAGUCACUAAUCCCAUCAGGGGCAGACAUUGGCAACACACCCAGAAGGUGGUGGGGAGUGCAGCUGUCCUCCUGGCCGACUGUUCCAGCCAGUCACCUCUGCUGCUCCAAGGGUGCCACGUUACCUAAUUCUGGUUCACGGUCAGAUGGCGGCUUUUCUCGGCCAGCUUGUCCUUAGAAAAUUCGUUCCCUUGUUGUAUUGGAAAAUUCCUCUUGUGCCUGUCAUUGCACACAUCAGGAGACCAAGGUUUCCAUUUUCUCAGAAGAAAUUAGCCAGCUACUGUCAUUGACAUGAAGCCUGUUCCUGGAAUUUUUUACUCCUCCUCUUAAAGGCAUAUUCUGGAAGAGGCAAUCUGAGAAUGGGGCCCAUGCUCUCCUACAACAGAUAAAUAAACUGAGGCUAGGCCAGGAGCUGUGCACCGUCUGGGGGAACCAUACCCAGUGGGGAGUGGCCAGAUCAGUCCCAACACUGAAAUUGUUUACUAUCAUCCACUCCUGGUUGUUAGGGGACAUUGAGGAUGACAGGAUAGAGAGUAGGGAAGGAAGGAUCAGCCAAGGAACAUUUUCCCUAUAAAAUGAGACUCCCACUACUCCUGCCCUUGUUAAGACUUCAUACACUAUGGAAUACUAUGCGGCCAUAAAAAGAACAAGAUCAUGUCUCUUGUAGGAACAUGGUUGGAGCUGGAGGCCAUUAUCCUUAUGAAACUAAUGCAAGAACAGAAAACCAAAUACCACAUGUUCUUACUUGUAAGUGGGAGUUAAAUGGUAAGAACUUAUGAACACAAAGAAGGAAACAUCAAACACUAGGGUCUACUC